Molecule: messenger RNA, 3078 nt
Organism: Girardinichthys multiradiatus
Lineage: Eukaryota; Metazoa; Chordata; Actinopteri; Cyprinodontiformes; Goodeidae
Product: AN1-type zinc finger protein 3-like
Exons: 6
Coding region: 137-829 (230 amino acids)
Molecular function (GO): DNA binding; zinc ion binding
Source: RefSeq, a predicted model, not a curated record
AAAUUAAGGCUCUUCCUUUCUUCUGUUUUGUAAACUUGGUUGCUGGACCGUUUUCCUCUUUCAAGGACCAGGCCCCGGUCUCAUCCCCGGCCUUGCGUUUCCACAUCGGAGCUUUUUUUGGGGGUUGUUGGAAGUCAUGGGAGACACAAGUGAACGAAGCAAACCUUCCACUCUACCUCCCCGGUGUCCCUGUGGAUUUUGGGGAUCCAGUAAAACCAUGAACCUAUGCUCUAAAUGUUUUGCUGAUGUCCAGAAGAAGCAGCCAGAGGACGACUGCACCUCCAAACCAAUCCAAAGUACCGGGAGUAGCCAAUCAUCCGUUUUCAGUAGCGAGACGAGCAGUAGCAGUAGCCAGUCCCUAUCGUUGUCACUGCCGCCCAGCUCGGAGCCGCCGUCAGCCGGAGAGUCCUCAACCAUGUUUUCCAGCCGGACAGAAGGCGUGACAUCCACAGAAACAGCCCAAGGCACACUCUGCACGCCCACAAAACGUCCGCGUGAAUCAGCCUCCGGGCCAGAGAGCGACGCAACGCCAGAGAAACGACCACGGACAGAAGAGAAGGAGGGGAACAGUGAGGAGGCCCGCAGGACGCCCAAACAGAAGAACCGCCGGCGCUGCUAUCGCUGCCAAACCAAACUAGAGCUGGUGCAGCAGGAACUGGGCUCAUGUCGCUGUGGCUACGUUUUCUGCAUGCUACACCGUCUCCCCGAGCAGCACGACUGCGUGUUCGACCACCUGGGCCGCGGGCGCGAGGAGGCCGUGCUCAAGAUGGUGAAGCUGGAUCGUAAGGUGGGCCGCUCAUGCCAACGCAUCGGGGAGGAGUGCUCCUGAUUACCACGCGGUGACCAGCCAUCCCGUCAAAGAGAUGAAGCACUUACAAAGAGGAGGAGGAGGUGGAAAAUUGGGUGAUGGGUUGGGAAGGGAGGGGUGGGUAAAAACGAAGAGGAGGGGAGGGGCGGGCUAGGGUGUAACGUCCUGCAACUGACCCAAUAAAUCUGGAUCUAAGCUUGUCGCUGCCCUGUUGAAGUCCUGGUUUCCUGUCUGGAGCAUCUGUUCAGACUCUGCUCUGUUCCAAGCCUCUUAGGGCCACAAGGGGGCCCUGUGGUUGUUCAGCAAAGGCCCGUUCAGUAUCGCAUGUUCACACACGUACACAGCCUUAACCCCACCCUCCCAUCCUCAAGAGGAAGGACUCAGAGACAGAUUCAGUCAGACAUACAUCAUGCACAGCUCUGCUGUAUCUCGUCAUGGUUUCCUCCUCUUAUCUCUGUUUCUCUGUUCGUUACAGGAAGUUCUAAGGAACUGUUCUAGUGUUUGGCUCAUUCGGAUUCUUGUUCAGCAGAGUUUUAUUUAUUCUUCUUUUUUGCCAUGACUUGGCCGUGGGCGAGGGGUCCGGCUCUGCCCUACGGCCACUCCUCAGGUUGCCAUCAGGGGGUGGGAGUGUAAAACCUGUAACCCACCUUCCUCCUUACGUCUUCUUCUUUUUCUUCUAUAAUGUUUAGGUCCAUGCACAGCAUCAGAGCGAGGGUUUGUUUCUGCAUGCUUCUAGCAGCAGCAUAUUGUGCAGGUUUGCGCGUGUUCAAUAAUGAGAAGAAGUCCAGGGAUGCUGUCAUGAUUAUUUUCUUUAAAUGUGUGGCUGUGAUGGUGAUUAGUUCUGUUUUUCCUGCUUAACCACAGCAUCAUGGAGGACGAUACAGCCAGUCUCUGCCUCUGCUCACAUGGACUAAACAAUAACUAGAAAUACUAAAGAGGAAGAAACACUAAUGGACAACGGUCACCCAGAUGAAUCCUCUGUGUAGCAGAUCCUUAUCUCCCACUGACCCUUUUUAUUUCACUGAGUGGUACUGUUGGCACACAGGGGGGCACUUGAUUUUUGUUCUCACUGAAAGUGUUCGACUCCAAAAUGACAUCUGAAGUUUGUUGGUGCUAAACUGAGUUGAAAUUAUUCCAGUUCCUUUCGUAUGUGUUUGGGAUUGCAGAAAGCUGUUUGGAAUGUAAGAAUUAGACGAUUAUUUUCAUUAAUAUACUGACUUUAGCAUACGUCACCUUUUCUGUUUAUGAGCUUUCACUCAGUCAAAGAAAAACAGGAUUAAAACUCAGUUUAAAGCUGUGAUGUUACAUGAAUGAAGUGGUGAUGUGGUGAAUGGGGGGGCCUAAGCUUCUCACCGCAUCAUACCUCACUCUGAUUGGUUGGGCUGUUUUCACUUCUUGACAUCACAGAUUUAAACUCUGCUGUGUUUUAAUGAUGCUCUAGAAACAAAGCCAAUUCUUAAAUUUAGUGGUUUCCCCUCUUCCUUUUUGAGGUUCUGUUUUGCCGCCGUCACGCUCUCUGAGCUCGUUCUGAAUGGGCCUACACAGCUUGGACUUUGUGCUGUGCAUAUUGUUCAUUUAUUCGCAUCUCUUGUUCUUCAGAAAGAGUCUUCUAACACGUUUCUGUUUGUCACACUGCAGAAGUUUUCUUCCUCCUCUUCCUUUUUUAAUUCGGGCAUUUGGCACCAGUAUGUGUGCUAAGGAUAGAAGAUGCUGUCUGUUGAAAAAAUAAAUGUACAGUGCAGCAUUACCCAUGGUGCAUUGUGGGAAUGUUGAACUGUACGUUUUUGUUUUAAGAUUAGGAGAACUGAGAAACGUGAAGAAGAACAGGAUGUUCUUCUGCAAAGUAACUUCAUAAAACUUGAUUUGGGUUGAAAACCUGUUGAACACCACUUUACUAUGCUAACCCUGAUGCACAACCUUACGUUUCUUCCCUCCUUCGCCUCUCCCGUCUUCUCUGUUGAGAAUGGAGCAAAGUGUAAGAGGAUUCCGGAGAAGUUCUGUGUCUGGUUCUCUCUUCGAUAUGUUUCUUUUUCUUUGAUUGUCAAUAAGAAACAGAAAAAAGAUUAUCUUUCUGUACCUUUUUUGUUAAAGAAGAAAAUUAUUUAACCUUAUAUCAGUUUGAGUUACUUACACCCUAGCAUAGAGUGGCAUAUUUAGUUAAAUGUAUAAAGCAAGAACAUAAUUCUGUCCUAUUUUUUUUCCUUCUUAAUUUCAUCAUGUUCCACUUUUUUUUUUCUGCUAAGGAAAUUAAACUGGAUUAGAGGAUGUUG